This is a messenger RNA of Racocetra fulgida, 699 nucleotides long. Lineage: Eukaryota; Fungi; Glomeromycota; Glomeromycetes; Diversisporales; Gigasporaceae. The record is from the annotation of a GenBank genome assembly.
AUGAUUAAAGAAAUAUCUGAAAAAAAUGAUAAAGACAAAAGAAACGCGCUACUUCGAUUUCGAUCAACCACCAUUGCUAUUAAUAUACCUUUAUUCGGAUUUCUCGCGUCAUUCACUUCUUUUCUAAAGAAUCCACAUCAACAUCAACCUCAAAAGAAGUCCAUCAAUUUAUUUCUUGUGACUUGUUUUGGAUUCUGUGCAAUACUUGGAUUAUAUCAUUUUGGUUAUAAUAAUUCUGCCACUAAUAUUAUUAUUCCAACUUCAAGUAUUGCUUCUGCAAAUGACAUUACUCAAAAUAAUAUAAUUAUUCGAGGUGUCAGUAUGAAUGUCACGUUACAGGAAUUUGGUAUGACAAAAUUUGACAAGAUUCACACAAACGCUACAUCAAAUACUAGUCACGCAAUGUUUUUAGAUUGUUCUCCAAUUUCGGCAUCAGUUGUAGUUGAUAAUAAAAUUAAUCUUAAUGAUGGGUUGAAUAAAUUUAAGGAAGAAUUGGAUAAUGUCAUCUCUUUCUUUACGAGUCUAAAUUCUCAACCAAGUGAUUCUGAAAUUUUAAGUAUAGAUAUUGGAAAAGAUGAUGUAGAUGAUGGUGUUAAGCAAUUGGUGUGUAUGUCUAGUAUGCCUAGUACAAGGGUUAAAGCCCGAAGGGAGAACGUGAAUGGUUUUACAGGCAUGCGACUUGAUAAACUUCAAAUCUGA